Molecule: messenger RNA, 4192 nt
Organism: Oncorhynchus kisutch (coho salmon)
Lineage: Eukaryota; Metazoa; Chordata; Actinopteri; Salmoniformes; Salmonidae
Product: protein RUFY3
Exons: 11
Coding region: 363-1769 (468 amino acids)
Biological process (GO): regulation of axonogenesis
Cellular component (GO): cytoplasm
Source: RefSeq, a predicted model, not a curated record
UCUUGGUGUCUAUCAUCGGAGCAGCGACUCACAGCCUACUCUAUCUGAGCUAGCCGGGCGAGAGGAGAGGCAGAGCGUUGUUAUCCCAGUACCCAGACCGCACCGCACUGCAGAGACAGAGGAGAGGGCAGGGCUGCAGCCUUUGUUGAGACAGACGCACGGUGGCUUUUCUCCUUACUCAUCUGUAAAGGGAGGAGAGCGUGAAGGGCGAGGAAUAACAAACCCAGCAUCCAUCCAGCCUCCUCUUUUCUCUCUCCCUUUGUUUUCAGCAAAUAGACUGGCCUUACUUUGCAUUGCCUGUCUUUCUGGAGAGAGCUGCGUUGUUCCCAUUUGCCUCUCAGCCCUCUAUUCGCUGAGUCAUCAUGGCAGACCUGAUGGCCCAGCCCGACGCCCCGACUCCCACCACCGACAAGAUCACGCAGGCCGCCCGGGAGACCAUCUACCUGUGUAACUUCCGCGUGUCGGUGGACGGAGAAUGGCUCUGUCUCAGGGAGCUGAAUGACAUCUCCCUCACCCCAGACCCAGAGCCAGCCCACGAAGAUCCGAAGGACCCUAUAGCCAUUGAGCGGUUGAACCUGAUGAACAUGGCUAAGCUGAGCAUCAAGGGUCUGAUUGAGUCGGCCCUGAACCUGGGCAGGACCUUGGACUCUGACUACGCUCCGUUACAGCAGUUCUUCGUGGUCAUGGAGCACUGCCUCAAACACGGACUCAAAACCAAGAAGACGUUCCUGGGGCAGAACAAGUCUUUCUGGGGGGCCCUGGAGCUGGUGGAGAAACUCACCCCUGAGGCUGGAGAGAUCACCGCCAGCGUCAAGGACCUGCCAGGACUCAAAACCCCAUUAGGAAGAGGGCGGGCCUGGCUGCGAUUGGCCCUGAUGCAGAAGAAGCUGUCAGAUUACAUGAAGACCAUCAUCAACAGAAAGGACCUGCUCAGUGAGUUCUACGAGUCCAACGCUCUCAUGAUGGAGGAGGAAGGAGCCGUGAUCGCCGGACUGCUGGUUGGGUUGAACGUCAUCGAUGCUAAUCUCUGUAUGAAGGGAGAAGACCUCGACUCACAGGUCGGGGUGAUAGAUUUCUCCAUGUAUCUUAAGGAUGGUCAAAGCAGCAAGACGGCAGAAGGGGAUGGCCAGAUCACAGCCAUCCUGGACCAGAAGAACUAUGUUGAGGAGCUAAACAGACACCUGAGUGCUUCAGUCAACAACCUGCAGGCCAAAGUAGACGCUAUGGAGAAGUCCAACACCAAGCUCACUGAAGAGCUUGCAGUAGCCAACAACAGGAUCAUCACCCUACAAGAGGAUGUAGAACGAGUCAAGGAGGAGAGCUCCAACCAGUCCAGUCGCAAGGCAUCGCGGGCAGGGGACAGCUUGGCAGACGGUCAGGUGCUGGGGGAGGCACGCAAACAGCUCAAGGAGGAAACACAGCUACGAUUGGAUGUAGAGAAGGAGUUGGAGGUUCAGAUUGGUAUGAAGCAGGAGAUGGAGCUGUCUAUGAAGAUGUUAGAGACGGAUAUGUGUGAGAAACAGGAUGCUCUGGUUGAGCUACGACAACAGCUAGAAGACCUCAGGUCCCUCAACCAGCAACUUGCGCAGAAGUCCCAGAACUUGGAGGCGGGCGCCAAGCAGAAGAGUGAGGUCAUCAGUCGCCUGGAGGAGAAGACUAAUCAGAUGGCUGGAACUAUAAAACAGCUGGAGAGCAGUGAGAAAGACUGUGUGAAGCAGGCCAGAAGCUUGAGUUCCAAUGCAGGGAAACUGCUUCAGAAGCAACUAUAGGACUCUCCUCUCUUCCCUUUCUCCCCCCACAAUGACACCCACAUCAUAGUUUCAGAAAUCUGAUUCCCAAUCGAAACAUAAAACCAACCUUUGCAUAAUAUAGAAAUGACUAAGCUAGGGUAUUUAUUUUGAUAUGAUAUCUGUUGCGGUUAAACCUUUUCAUUUCUAACUGUUAAACAAUCUUUUGUUUCCUAAAACUAAACUCUCCUUAAACAGUUUUCCUGACAGCAUUACUUUGAUUAGCAGCAUGGACUGGAGACAGGCUAGAGGGCACCAGAGAGAGGCUAUCUUUCUGUUGUACUGAGACAGGCUAGAGGGGGCCAGAGAGAGGCUAUCUUUCUGUUGUACUGAGACAGGCUAGAGGACUGUUGGACUAGCAGUGCAGGGUGACUCCACUCACAGUACUACAUCUUUCUGUGUUAAUAAAGACAUCAGACCCACAGCUGUAAUGAAUGUUCCCCGAUAAGAGGUUUGGGAUGUCUGCCAUUUUAGUAAGAGAGAGGUUACUGUUCUGAAAACUCUAAAUAUUUGCUAUUUCUUGAACAUCAACACACGCAGACGCCCCCUACAGUGGCAUACCGUAGGUCCUUAGACCAGCCCAAUGCUGCGUACAGCUUGUCCUUAGACCAUACAGACAUACGUGCUUAACCAGCCACUGAGCAGCCCUCUUUCUCACCCCAUGGUUAAUAAAGGUCUGGCCUCCUGCACCGUUAAGUGAUAAUGCCUGAGAAGCCCGUGUUUGGAGGACAUAUUGGCACGGGUGUUGUUAGGCCCGAGACGAAGGUGAGGCAAACCGUGCCAAUAUGUCCUCCAAACACGGGCUUCUCAGGCAUUAUCACUUUUAUACAACAGGUUACCAACCUAUUCAAAUAACGAUUGACAUUUUCAUUAGAUUUAUUUUGAUAAAUGUAUUCAUACCGUUUCAUCUUUACACAAAUCUAGGGUUACUAUCCAAGCUGGCUGGUCGUUCGUUCUAUCAGUUCGGUUACCAGAGACGCGACCCAGUCGUUCAGUCGUUUUGUUCUGUAUCUAUGGAUGCAACACAGUCGUUCGAUCUCAAUGUUCUAUUGCCAUACUGGCUGGCAACGUUCUUGUCCUUUGCUUGCUAGCUAGCCAACUACGGCUAUCUUAGUCACAUCAAAAAGUGCAGCCAGAAUAACAGCAAAGUAGCUGUAUUUGCUUGUUUAAGUAGUUUUCUAGUGACCGUUAUUUGGAUACAUUCAUAAGAAUUAGCAAAAGAAGCGCGAUUUCGCCUGUCAAGGAAAAUGUGCUCACUCAUCAGGACACUGUUGUUCAAAGGAGCUAGCCAAAAACACAGCGAACAUAAUCACUUCAAAGCUGGAAAGACUGCGAACUAGCUGCACUUCGUUUGACCCGUUUUAUAUUAACAUUUGUUUGUAUAUAUCCAUAAGAAUCAUGCGGAUUCAUGACUUGGACUGGCUGAGUCCCGACCCCUACACUUUCAUUACAAUGGGGCAGCUGGAGAUGGCAUUUCUAUAUUGAAACAAUGUUGCAAAUGUCAGAGAGACAGACCGCAAGUUUUAUUAAAUCUCCGCUGUUGAAAACCAAUUGCUAGUUUAAAAGAAGUGGGAGAUAAUGUCUUGAUGCUUUUUACAGUGGAGAUCGGGUUUAUAAAUUGCCUGGCUGGGCUGAUGAGACAGUGGAUUGGUGCAGUCAGAUGGAACAGAGUAAAUAAUCAUUUUAACGUCAUAGAUUUAACCGGUGGUAACUUGUGGAAUAGACACCGCCUGGAAUGCGGUUUUAAUCAAUCAGCAUUAGGCCCAACCCUAAUGUCAUGGUACGGUAUAAAGUACCGUACCAUGACAUCGGGACCAUACAGCACACCCAGUUUGUAGCUGUGCUUCCUUCACUAGUCUGACUCCAUACAGCUUUCUGUGGAACCAUGCUGUUGGCCACUCACUGCUGUAUGGAGCAGUGGCCUGGUCCCAGAUCAGUCUGUGCUGUAUGGAGCAGUAGCCUGGUCCCAGAUCAGUCUGUGCUGUAUGGAGCAGUAGCCUGGUCCCAGAUCAGUCUGUGCUGUAUGGAGCAGUAGCCUGGUCCCAGAUCAGUCUGUGCUGUAUGGAGCAGUAGCCUGGUCCCAGAUCAGUCUGUGCUGUAUGGAGCAGUAGCCUGGUCCCAGAUCAGUCUGUGCUGUAUGGAGCAGUAGCCUGGUCCCAGAUCAGUCUGUGCCCUAUGGAGCAGUAGCCUGGUCCCAGAUCAGUCUGUGGCUAAAAUAACAAGUCGGAGCGCGGAGCACACUUAAACGCAUCUAUCAUGUCAGGGUCUAUAAUAUGUGAAAAUGUGAAGGGUCAGUCCAGGACAGCAUGACUAUAAAGCAGUCCCAGAGCACAGCAAGGCUAAAUGACGUGUCUGUGGACGUCAACUGUAGUCAAUACUAGCAUAAUAAAAAGGAUUCAAUCAAA